Aspergillus calidoustus is the source of this 1128-nucleotide messenger RNA. The record is from the annotation of a GenBank genome assembly. NCBI's taxonomy places the organism in Eukaryota, Fungi, Ascomycota, Eurotiomycetes, Eurotiales, Aspergillaceae.
AUGCCUGGAAAAGAGUUGUCAAGUCCGUGUAUGGACUGCCGGGAUAAUGAGUCUAUCUUUCUGAUUCGAAGUCGCCGCCUGUGCAGAGAUUGCUAUACACGAUUUGUUGGAUACAAGGUUCUUCGCCGUACCGAACAGUAUCGUCUUCGAAAAAGCGUACCAGGAGCCGCGCGGGGCAAGCUGCUUCUACCUUUGUCUUGCGGCCUUGCCUCGUCCGUCCUAUUGCAUAUGAUCCACACUCAGAUGAAAGAACAGCGAUCGAGGCCACACGCUCCCGAUGGAUUUGACCUGCACGUACUCACAAUAGACCCGCAGAGUAUCUCCUCGUCAAAUCUACCGCUCGGCGAGGUGCUUGAGUCAUUACAGCAGCGCUUCCCCCUCGCCUCGUUCACUCAACUUUCUCUCCAUACCAUUUGGGAACUUGUGCCGGACCUGCGAGAUGUUUUCCCUGGAUAUGCCGGCGAAGACUUCAGGGAUGAUUCUUCGCUGUCGCCUAAAGAGCGUCUCGACGCCUUCCGCGCGUCUAUCUCGUCGAAUACCUCCGCUGCUGAUGUAGACUCUGUCUUGUUGACUCGGCUUAUUGUUGCUUUCGCGAAGAGUAUAAAUUGUUUUGGAAUUAUUUGGGGCGACUCCGACGACCGGCUUGCCGCGAAAACCCUAGCUAGUGUCGCUAAAGGCCGCGGAUCCUCGUUAACGUGGCAGGUCUCUGAUGGGAUGACUCCGUUUGGUCUGGAGUUCAGCUUUCCUCUACGAGACUUGUUUACUGCCGAACUGCAAAACUAUGCCGAUUCAUUCUCAGAACUCGCAGACAUCAUCAUCCCUGAUGCGCCAUUCUCCGAUAACAUUCUCACCAAGAACCUAUCCAUCGAUCAAUUAAUGCUGCGCUAUGUAUCGUCUCAAGGCGCGAAAUAUCCGGGUGUCAUGUCCAAUGUUACUAGGACUGCCAACAAAUUGCAGGCGUCUCGAAUGUCCACGAAUGGCUCACGAUGUGCUUUAUGCGACACUUUCAUCUGCAAUUCAAAAGGGGUUUAUAGUCAAACUCCUCGAACCGCCACCACCGACCCCAAAUACAGCUCGUUGCCAGAGCUAUGUUAUGCAUGUGAUCGUUCUCGCCCUGGAUUGAGUUGA